Dromaius novaehollandiae (emu) is the source of this 1464-nucleotide messenger RNA. Its product is annotated as Fc receptor-like protein 1. Lineage: Eukaryota; Metazoa; Chordata; Aves; Casuariiformes; Dromaiidae. The transcript is spliced from 6 exons. Bases 265 to 1209 code for a protein of 314 amino acids. The record is from RefSeq and is a predicted model, not a curated record. Gene Ontology annotation, biological process: cell surface receptor signaling pathway. Gene Ontology annotation, molecular function: transmembrane signaling receptor activity. Gene Ontology annotation, cellular component: plasma membrane.
GGAGGAAGGAAGGAGAGGAGGCGAGACAUUGUCUCAGUCCACCACAUGCCUCUGAAGACAUGCAGUGUCCAGGCUGUAAUUUCCUUGUCUCCAGCUGUGGUUAGUGACGUGUGCUUAAUUGUGCAGCACUUCCUCUCUCUGUCCCUUGUGACCACCCAACUUGAGUCAGAUGGACGGAGAGGGAAGGACAAAGUGACCAAGCAGCAAGUUACUCUCCUGGACAGUCCAGUAUAGAGCACUGAGCACCAGCUGGGCCACGGUGGCAUGUUAAUUUCUCCCUUCAUGAUGCUCCUCACCACUGUGCAGCUCCUACCCUGCCAGAUGGUCCAUGAGGAAGUGAAUCCAGCUGUAGCCCCUGCUCCAUCCCUCUCGGUGCUGCAGGCAAAGGAGAAGUUUUUCCUUGGAGAUGCUGUUACGCUGGUGUGCACCACUCCCCCCAGCGUCACUGGGAAGCGUUUGUACCAACUUUUUGGUGAGGCUGGCUGGGCACUAUCAGAGUAUAGCGAGAAGAACAACUACACCCACAAGUUCACCCUCUCCAAAAUGCAGCAUGGAGGGCCACAUUUCUGUAGCUACACCCUCCAGAAAGCCCAGAGGUUAUUCAGAUCCCCACCCAGUGAGAAACUGAUGAUCAAGAUUGAGGAUCCUCUUCCCCAACCACUGCUGAUGGUGGAGUCCCCACUCAGAGAGGUGAUGAGAGGAGAUCUCCUAAGGAUCAUCUGCAAGGCCCCUGGAAAUGCCACUGAGCGAAGGUUUCACUUCUACAGGGAUGGGAGAGAGUUCCCCCACAGGAAGGCAGGCUCUGAGAACAAUGCAUCUGAGAGAGAGGACAUUUUGAAUAAUGGCAUGGUCCUCCGCUUUCUGCAUGCUAGUCCCCAACACAGUGGAAACUUUACCUGCAAGUAUGAGGAAAAGAUGCAUGGGAGGUGGAUCCCCUCCCUCACAAGCCAAGCCGUGAAUGUCAAUAUUAAUAGCAACAAGAGAGGAAACAGCUGGUUCCUCCUUUUAUGGUUCUUGGCUGUGGGUGGUUGCUUCUUCACCAUCAAUGGCCUCAUCGUCCUCUUCUUCCAGACGUGGGUGAAAGAUGAAGAUUCCCCAUUACAGUCUGGAGCCAGACUCACUGGGUCCUCCCAAACAGCCUGUAGAGCCCUGUCCACCCUGCAACCCCAGCCCAGCACUCAGCAUCAUGGGUAUGAGCAGGAUGAGUGAAAGAAGACAUAUUGGGCAUUUCCAACCCCUCAAGACCACUCCUCAUGUAUGACACAUCCAGAAAGGCUGAUAUGCAGCCAUAUCAGACCCAGGCUGUGGGAUAAAGCAAGAACCAUUUCCUGGGGGAAGUGGGAGAGACAGUAGAAAAGGAUUAUCAUUUUACAUGGGAAAGGUGGGGGGGGAGGAGUAAGGAGACAAAGGUGGCAAGAGAUGUGAGUGAGAAAUGAAAAAUAAAAUGGGAGAAAAAAGUGAGAA